CUGAUUAUCGUGUACGAACUACAGUACGAAGUACGAACGUUGGUCGUCGAAGUAAUUAGUAUUGAACAAAAUGGCUGAACUAUGAAGACGUGUUUAUGGCUGACGCACAAACUGUGCGGGCCAGGAAAUGGGGGGGAAAAAUCUAGUAAUUAUGAAUUAUAAAAUUAAAACUCAAGAAAUAUAUACUCGCCCAAAAAUGUGAUUACUUUUGUAAGUGCCUAAUAAAAGGUGUAGUGAAAUAUUAAGUUUCGCGUUUCAAUACAAACUCAAUAAUUAUCAAGUGUUAAAGGACGAAUCCUAUUGACAAUGAUCUAAACAUGUUUCCCUUAACACCGCCGGUGGUAAAGCGUUUGUUGGGGUGGAAAAAAGGUCCUGAAGGAACCUCAGCCGCCGAAGACAAAUGGUCGGAAAAGGCCGUGAAGAGUUUAGUUAAGAAAUUGAAGAAAACUGGAGCUAUCGAGGAGCUUGAGAAGGCGUUGUCCAAUCAAAGCGGUCAUACCAAAUGUGUUACAAUACCAAGGGUGAAGCCGAAUGAUAAUAUAUUGAAUGGACAAUAUCGCAAGGGGUUGCCGCAUGUGGUUUACUGCAGGCUGUGGCGCUGGCCGCAGCUACAGAGCCAGCAUGAAUUGAAACCGGUGGAUCACUGUGAAUACGCUUAUCAAUUAAAGAAGGACGAAGUCUGCAUAAACCCAUAUCAUUAUAACAAGAUUGAUUCGCCAGCUCUGCCACCAAUUUUGGUGCCUCGUUGUUCUGAAAACGAGACCAGGGCUCCUCCACCAUACACGGAUUAUCAGCCGAUACAUGAACAUACAGACAACGUUAUGCAAAAUGGAGUAGUGGGCGCUCAUAGCGCCUUGUAUCUCGAGGCAACGCUGGGACAGCAAGUACCUGGCAACACCACAGUACAUCUCAGUUCGUCGACGGUUGAAACUCCACCCCCAGGGUAUAUGAGCGAAGAUGGAGACCCAAUGGACCAUAAUGAUAAUAUGAACUUGACUCGUCUGAGCCCCUCACCAGGAACAUUAGGGCCAGAGACAGCCCCAGUGCUGUACCAUGAGCCGGCCUUCUGGUGCAGCAUCAGCUACUACGAGCUGAACACCAGGGUCGGGGAGACGUUCCACGCGUCGCAGCCCUCCAUCACGGUGGAUGGGUUCACGGAUCCCAGUAAUAGUGAACGUUUCUGCCUCGGUCUCCUCUCGAACGUGAAUAGAAAUGAGGUUGUGGAACAAACACGCAGACAUAUUGGGAAAGGCGUUCGACUCUACUAUAUAGGUGGUGAAGUGUUCGCGGAAUGUCUCAGCGAUUCAUCGAUAUUCGUCCAAAGUCCGAAUUGCAACCAGCGGUACGGCUGGCAUCCAGCCACCGUGUGCAAGAUACCACCAGGUUGCAAUUUGAAAAUAUUCAAUAACCAAGAGUUUGCUGCGUUGCUCAGUCAGUCAGUCUCUCAGGGCUUCGAAGCGGUGUUCCAGUUGACUCGUAUGUGCACUAUACGGAUGAGUUUCGUCAAAGGAUGGGGUGCUGAGUAUAGACGUCAAACCGUAACAUCGACGCCUUGCUGGAUCGAACUGCACCUGAACGGACCCCUGCAAUGGCUGGACAGAGUUCUGACGCAGAUGGGUUCACCGCCCUUGCCGUGCUCCUCCAUGUCUUGAAAAGGUCUUUACAACUGGGAACGCUCAGCUAAGUGUAGUUCAACAAUUACCUCCAUAAUGAGUCUAAUUAUAAAACAGGCUGUGAUCUAAGCAUAUCGGACGUCUAGAAUGUCAAAUGUCAAACGUCGACUGUCAACUAUCGAAUGUCAAUUGACUAAUAUCGAAUGAAUAUAUAUAUAUGAAGUCGUGAGUUGAUUCAAUUGUUAACUCAUUUACAAUGAAAUCGGUAAAAAAUUACGAUUUUUUUUACUUAAAUUUAUUUAUAGACGACGGAAUAUGCUUGGGUACAGCCUGACAGGUUGUUUGUGAAUAUGUAACUGUCAUAUUUUGACAGGCCGAUUCAAAAACUCACUGACAAUAGGGGCUGUUCAACAGCCCACACUGUUUGAAAACCUCAGAUUGUUUGCCUACAUUAUUAUAAAUGGGCUAUUUAAUAGCCCUUACAGAUCAAUACAGCACUGAGAUGGUAGUGUCAUUGUUUUCUAAACAGUACUCCUACAGCCCUUUAAUGGGCUGUUAAACGGCCCACAAAGUCAAGUACAAGUCUUAAUAUUAUUUCCUAAUGACAUUGGAAUAGUCAAAUUGACAUAAAUAUAUUCACAAACAUACAUAGUAUUUAGAUUGAUGUAAAUUCGCAUAGUAUAUUAUCAUUGCAUGUUAAUUAUUUAGGUACUGUUUAUGUCAAAACUGUCAUUUGUUUUUGUGUCAACUGUGACAUGGAUUUGACAUCUUUAUUAGUUUUGACAGAGAGUGGCCAAAAAUGUGAACAUUUUUUGAAAGAAACUGAAUAGAAAUAAUAAAAAUAUAUAAACACCUUACGUAUAUAACUAGUCCAGCCAUAAGUUCUGUUACAAGUGAAAUUGCUUUUUUUUAAAUGAAGUAAUGUAAUAUUAUUAAAAUGUGAUUAUUAAUAUAUAAAUAUAAUUAUAAUAUAAUUACAUAUUUAUUGAAGUCUCAGCAAAAAAUAAAAAAAUAUUCUAUUCGAAAUGGCCCCCAUGUGUUGUUAUUUGAUAAUGAACACGAAACAAUAUGUGAAAUGGCGCAAAAUCGAAAGAAGAUUUUAAAACGAGUUCCAAAUUCAAAAUAAUUAAAAAGUUGCAAAAAAAAGUUUCUAUGUAACAAUAUCUAUGGCCAGACUAGUUAUACAGUGAGGAACACUUAUGAAUAAAGAAAGUAUAACUUACUAAAAUAUAUUCAAUAAUUGGCCACUCAAAUAAAAAACUCAUUUAAAACAUAUCUUACUAUUUAGACGUUUUAGUUAAAUAAAGGUUUUAGGAUGUUUUUCCGGAUGUGGAGUUGGACCCGUUUGGUAGGUAAGGAUGGUAUUACAAAAAUAUUUUAGCGUCGGCCAAUACCGUCAAAACCUUAAAAUGUUUGGUAUAUUGUUUAAAAGUCUCAAACAAACAUUCGUUGAAGCAGAAUUCAAUCCCCCCCAGAAAAAUGAAUGAAAUUGAUUGAAUUAAUACCACGUUGCAGAGCUAUAAGUAGGAAUUACAUUACGAAAUUUGUGGCAUUUAAAUCACAAAAUUACUUUCGCAUAUAUCAAAACUACUUUCGUGAUUUAAAUGAGUUUUGACUGAGAAGAGUGUCUCAUAAAAUAUCUAAACAAGUUAUAAUGUGUCGAAAAGUGUUGCCAACACUGCCUUUUUUAUGCAAUUGAAAUAAGUCUUUAUCAUGCUAAUUCUGCACAGGUGAUUUCGCGACACUAGUUUCACGUCGCAUCGCCAUCAUGAAAAUAGUUGCAUGAAACUAAUUUCGUAAUGUAAUUCCGGCUUUAUUGAAAAUAAGGGAUACGCCAAAAUAUAAUUACAAGAGUUUGAUACAUGCUAUCGUUGUGUGUGUGACAUUUUUUGUAGAUAUUGAUAUGUUCUUUAAUAUUGUGGAACGUUUUUUUGUUCUAUCAUCAAUAGCAAAUUCGUUACAACAUACUUAUAUAAAUCUUUCCUCUUUAUAAUAUUAGUGUAGAUAACUAUUGGUAGGCUGUGGAUAGUAGCUAUUUCGUAUUUUGUAGGAGUUUAUCUACUAUAUUAAACACUUAUCUUUUUUAAACUUAUAUGAAAGCCUAUUAUGUACAUAUAGUUAUGAUUGAAAGAUAUUUAAUUAUUUUUAUUGAUUUUUGUAAAAGAUUGAAUUUUUUUUAUCUUUAGUAUAUUUGUUUUUUGUUAUAUAUAUAAUUCAUACGUACGAAAUAAAUAAUUAAGAUAUUUACUAAACUGGUUAAGUUCAUUUAUUUAUAAUGAAUGACACUGACUUUGGAAAAUCACAUAAACCGUAACCCAUACUUCAGUUUAUCACGUGGUGAUAGCUACUUUUUUUUUCAAAUUUUUUGUAAUUGUGAUUAUGUUUUGGAAUUGUGAUUAUUUUUUUGUAAUUUUGAUUGAUUUUUUUGUAAUUUUGAAGAUUUUUUUGUAAUUUUGAUUUGUUUUUUUGUAAUUGUGAUUAUUUUUUGUAAUUUUGAUUAUUUUUUGUAAUUUUGAUUAUUUUUGUGUAACUAGAUUAUUUUAUUUUAUUGUAAUUUUGAUUUUCUGUUUAAUAUAGUGAACACGUUAUCAGGUGAUAAUCUUAUAUUUACUUAGUAUUGAGUAUUAUAUUAUUUUUACAAAUCUAUUGUAACUUACAGCAUCUAAAUUAAGUUAUUAUAUGAUUUGAAUUUUUGAA
Molecule: messenger RNA, 4310 nt
Organism: Pieris napi
Lineage: Eukaryota; Metazoa; Arthropoda; Insecta; Lepidoptera; Pieridae
Gene: Smox
Product: mothers against decapentaplegic homolog 3
Exons: 12
Coding region: 318-1652 (444 amino acids)
Biological process (GO): regulation of transcription by RNA polymerase II; cell differentiation; SMAD protein signal transduction
Cellular component (GO): heteromeric SMAD protein complex
Molecular function (GO): RNA polymerase II cis-regulatory region sequence-specific DNA binding; DNA-binding transcription factor activity, RNA polymerase II-specific; I-SMAD binding
Source: RefSeq, a predicted model, not a curated record